Messenger RNA from Arabis nemorensis, 306 nucleotides. The record is from the annotation of a GenBank genome assembly. NCBI's taxonomy places the organism in Eukaryota, Viridiplantae, Streptophyta, Magnoliopsida, Brassicales, Brassicaceae.
AUGGCCACAGGGAAACACUCGUUGGUGGAUGAAGAUGAGCAACUUGCAAGAGAGUAUGAUAGUUGGGAACUCACCGCCUCACAAAAUGGCAAGUACAUAUGGGACUGGAGAUUUAUAUGGUCAUGGAUAUAUAUGCAUGGAGGAGGAAAUGUAUAUGCACGUGGAGAUAUUUAUUAUCCUAAACCGAUUGCCUUUUCAAUGGAUUUCAGUCAUCCGAUUUCUGAGUACGAGCUGAAACCAAGCUCUUCCAAAUACGAGAGGACUGAAGAAAGGACCGAGAUCUCAAUACGAGAGGAAGCUUGGUGA